UGGGUGUAUAACAUCCUUCAGAAGCGGGCAGAGGUUGAAAGAAUAGUUUUUGAAGAUCCACACCCACAAACUGGCUUUGUUCUCCUGCCUGACUUUAAAUGGGACCAAAAACAGGAGGAUGAUCUGUACCUGAUUGCCAUCAUUCGUCGAAGGAACAUCAGGACCCUGAGGGACCUGACGGCACAACACAUACCUAUGCUGAUGAAUGUCUUCUGCAAAGGACAGCGACGUAAUGGACCGCAACUGCUACAGUAAGAUUGUAUUCCGAGCCGUCCCUGAACGCACCGUUGCAGGACUGAGGACGCUGAGGCGAAUCCAAUCAGUGGACAGAGUCGGAGGAGCAACUGUAACAGUAACAGCAGCAGCAGCAGCGACGCUCAUGUCUUGGUUCCAAUCUCUGAGAGAUGACUUCACUCUGAGGCCGUUUGAGAUCCAGCACUCACACAGCAGCAGCAACAGCGCCACCAUGGCUUCUGAGUCUCCAGAUGUCAUGGCCAAUCAGGAGCCUGCCGAGGCCCAAGAAGAGUGCUCAGGAAAGAAAAAGUCCAAAUUCCAGACCUUCAAAAAAUUAUUUGCCAGAAAGAAGAGAAAGGAAGCAGCCGGAGCGGAGGCGGGGAUGAAAUCCAGUCAAUCGAGCGACAACGUCAGCAAGACGUCAGAGGAGAACACGCUGACUCGAUCAGAGAAGGAGACAGGCUCCGGGUCAAAGAUCAGCCUGGGCAACAAGGCCUUGUCUCACGACUCCAUCUUCGUCUCGGACUCAUCGGAGGCCAACGAGGCUCUGGGGGCGUCUCAGGACAGCAUUCACGGGAAAGUCAAAUCCCUGCAGCUCCAGCUGAAACAGGCCAUCAGACUGGGCUCUCCUCCGUCUCUGAUGUGUGUGAAGAAGAUGGAAGAUGCCGGCACCACGUCUGAGGACGACGGUCUACCCUGCAGUCCCCCUGAGUACACCACACCUCAGGCAGCGAUGAAACAGACUCACAGCAGCAGCAGCGUCAGUCUGGAGGCAGUAGGGGGCGACGAUGGCCAGCUCCCCUGUGCGUCCUCCAGCAGAGGAGUGAGCCCCCUGGUGGCUCCUGGAGACUUCAGUCAAGCGGCCAGUCCUAUGGCCUGUCUGGACAACUCUGCUGCAAAACACAAACUGGGACUAAGACACAAGGCCUGCAACAGGAGGAAACCUGCCAGGAAACUGGAGCCAAGAACCGAGGGACAAGACAUGAUGGACGGAACACUGGACACAUCAGUGUCAGAACCUAAGGAGGAGCCAGAACAAGUUGUAAGUUUAGAAGAGCUUAAAUCAGGGUUCACGAGGGAAAUGGAAGAAGAGAACGACAAAGAUGAGGAUGAUACGGAGGACGAGGAGGAGGAGGAGGAGGAAGAGCCGUCACAACAUUUCAGAAAAUCCCUGUUGAGCUACAGUGAGGAGUCGGUGGAGGAAGAGGAUUCCCAGUCAGAGGACGAACAGGAUAUUUCCCACAACCUGGACACUUCCUGUCCUCCUGAGGAGGACACGCCUGACCCUCUCCACUUGUCCAGUCCCAGCUCAGGAACCUCCUCUCUGGACACUCCCAGAGCCUCGCCCGAGCCUCCUGCUGGUCCAAGAGAGUAUUUACUUGAUCCUCUGAGCACUGCAUAUGAGUCAGUGGAGGACGAGGUUGAAAGUAGGUUAUUACAAAAGGAAGAAGAAGAAGAAGAAGAAACUAGUGAGAAGGAAGAGGAGGAGGAAGAAGAGGAGGAGGAAGAGUCCUUGUUGCAAGAGGUUUUGAGUUCCUUGAAAACUCCUCUCGUGUCCUGUCCAAUAAGCGUCAAGACUGAGGAAGUCUUCUUGGAGUUGGAGACAAGGAAGGAGGAGGAGGAGGAAGCAGUAGAGGUCAAAGAUCAAGAGGAAGAGGAGAAGAAAGAAGAGAGGAGUGAAGUGGAGGAGCUUUUCAGCUAUCAGUGUCACAACGCCUUCACCAAGGAAGAGGAGGAAAAGGAGGAGGAGGAGGAGGAGGAUGGAGGGAGAUUUACUCCUUCCUGUCAGGAAAAGUUGGUUUCCACUGAACAAGAGAGAAAAAGUGACAACGAAGAACCAGAGGAAGAGGAGGAGGAGGAAGAUGGACAACUUGUCAAUGAUCAGGAGGAAGACGAAGCUGCAGAGGACGAUGAGACGGAGGAGCACAAACCUGAGGAGAAAAGUUUCACAGACACAGGAGAAUCUGAAAUCCAGGCACAAGAUGUGAGAGACGACAAAGAAACUGAAAUGGAGCAGGAAGAAGAGGAGGAGGAGGAGGAGGAGGAAGAAGAGGAGAGGGUGACACUGGAGCUACAGAAAGAACAAGAGUUUGAUGAGGAGCAAUGGGAGAGCAGAGAAACCCAUGAUGAAGAGGAGGAAGAGGAGGAGGUAGACGUGCAGCAAGUCAGUUUGAGAGUGGAGAUGGAGGAAGAACUUGAAGCAGAGGAGGAGGGGGAUGAAGAGGAGGGGGAGGAGGAGAGUGUCUGUGAUGCAGCAGAGGAAGAGACAGGAGUUCUGGUGUCAUUAGGAGGAGCAGAAAGAGGUGAAGGUGACAAUGCUGCAUCUGAAACGAAACAAGGUGAUGAUGAUGAAGAGGAGGAGGAUGAAAUCCUGAGCAAACCUUCUGAUGAGUCACAUGAUGAAGUGAUGAAGGACACAGAAGUCUCUGAAGUGGCAGAAGAAAAUGUUGAGGUCACCGCUGAACAAGAAUGGGAGCAGGAAACACAGGAAGUUGAUGAAGACGAAUCUGAAGAAGAAGAAGAAGAAGUGACAAAAGACUCUGAUCGUGAACUGAAACAGGAAGAAGAAGAAAAAACUGAAGUCCUGGAGGAAGUUGUUAGUCCUGCCAGGCUUCCUUCUUUGACUCUGGCUGACUCGCCUUGUAGGCCUUCAUCUCCAGAAGGUGGCGCUGUGUCUCCUCCUCUUUCUCCCACCAAGUCUGCAACAACCACUGUCCACAUUAACCUGGUCUCUCCCAGCGCAGAGAAACCUCCUCCAGUCUUCCGACAGGUGGCAGAAACUGUUGACGCAGCAGAAAAGCAGGAAAUGGCGGCGACAGAUGAGGAUCAACCCGUGGCCUCUGUGGAUGACACGGUCCAGCAGACACCCAGUAGGUCAGAGCAGAGUAAAGCCCGCUUCACCAUCGCUCCGGCCUGGCAGAGAUCUCACAGUCUGACUCCUCCCUCCUCUCCUCCCCCCUGCCUCACCCCUGUGUCACCCACUCUUGCUGAAUACAAAGGUGAGGAGUUAGAAACAACAACAGCAGCAGCAGAGAAGGAAAGUGUUGUGAAAGCAGAACCUGUGAGUUCACCUGAGGUCGACGUGGUGUGGAGUCCUGGUAGAGCAAGUAAUUCUGGGAACUCUGCUGCUCCCUUCUCCUCCUCCUCCUCCUCUAAACCCCAGAACUCAGCUGCAGACACAGAAGAAAGCUGCGUCAGAUCUGAGGGAAAUCCUGACAGUCCAUUUGGAAUCCGGCUGAGGAAGACUUCUGCUUCGCACCUCUUCAGCUCUGAGGAGGAAAACACAGAGAUGACUUCCCUCUCUGAAUCUCCGCCUCAGACAACUGCCCCCAGGGUUGAACCACCUCCAACGGUCGGGGUUAAACCAGCAACUAAUCCGUCAGUCAGUCACCGACCUGUCGUUCCUAAAAAACCAGAGAUGCACGGAGAUGGUGGAGGUAAAGCCAAGCUCUUCUCAGACCCGGCAGCAGCUCGUGGUGGUUCUGUUGGAUCGGACUCUCCCAGCUGGAUCUCUAUGGCCAAACAGAAGCAGAAGAUCUACCAGGAGAAGUCCCUGGACAUGACGGUGAAGAAGGAGGAGCAGGAGAAGAAGCCUUCACUGCCCCCACAGGCCAGCAGAGGGCAGGGCAGCAAAACACCUGAAUCCCCAGGAAAGGUGACUUUGCCUGCAGUGAAGGAGGCAAAGAGAGACCUCCCUCCUCCAACUCCAGUUCCAGCUCAGCCUUCUAAGGCCCACCUGCUGCCCUGUGCUGUGCCUCCAAAACCCUACGUUCCACCUUCCACCACCAAACCUGUAGACCAAAGAUCCCGACCAAGUCCAACUCCAGUUCCUGUUCCCCAAAAACCCAACUCUUGCACUAGCCCCUCGUCCCCGCCCAAACCUGUCACCACCUCCCCCUCUAAACCCCUCCCGCCCCAAAGCGCUGCCGUCACACCCACUGCCUUUUCGCUCGUAACAGCUCCAGAAAAAUCCGGUCCCAGAGCGGCUGUCUCCCCCCAGAGAGGCCUGACCGGCCCGCCUCUCCCCCAGGACGAGCCUCCGUGGAUGGCACUGGCCAAGAAGAAGGCCAAAGCCUGGAGUGAGAUGCCCCAGAUUGUCCAGUGAGGGGUCAGGGUGGUGACAGGAUUUUGCACUUUGGUCAGACUUGUCCGUCAGUGACCGUCAGUGUUCCUGACGACAGUACAGUGCCAGAGUCUGGAGGGACAAGAAUGCACUUGAAUGCAUGACCUUUUUUUUUCUUUUUUUUUCUUCAUCCUGGUGUCAUUUUACAUCUUACAUCGAUGGCUUCAGAUCAGCACGAACUGUCCAAUCACGGAGCUGAACACAGGUUUUGUUUUACUUCUGUUUCUUUCUUUUAUGCCUUUGAGUGUUUUUUUUAUUUUAAAGUUUCAGUAUUUAACUUUAGCCAAGCCGUAAUAUUUCAGUCAAAGGUUACAGCAGUGGUACCUAGACCCCACCUCCACACAGUUAUUGAUUCAAAUUUCACUAAAUAUUUUAAACCCCAUCAUUCUUAUAAAACUGCUUUUCUCAUUUAAAAAAUAAAAAUCACUGCAAUAAGACACUGACAUGAAAAUGUAUAUGCCUUGCUGUUUACCCCGUCAUAGCGCUGCCCCUCACUCUAGGAUACAGUAUACACCAGGGGUGGGCAAACUUUUUGCCCCACGGGCUGGUUCAGUGUGGAUUGGAUGUAAAACGCUGGAUAAAGUAAUAUAAAUAAAAUGUACAAGAAUAAACCUAAACCUUCAAAGAUAAUCUGGCACAAAUGAUGUCUGCCGCCAUCUAUUGGCAUCAAUAGAAUUACAGUUGUUUCGUCUUAAUGCAUAAAAUAGAAAGAUAAACAUCAGUCUUUAGCUUACCUGGUAUCAGUGGUGGGCGGUCCGGAUUAGAAAGCCAAGUGGGCCGUAUCUGCCACACGAACCGUAGAUUGCCCAGGUCUGGUAUACACUGUAAAAGAAAGGGGAGAGCAGUUAAUGAUGAUGACUUAACAGUCGAUUCUUUUGUGCUGCCAUUGUCUGUGUGUGUGUGUUCGUCUACUGAGCUAGUUGUGUUUGUUGUGUUGAUGCAUGUGUGUGUUUUGUGUUUCAUGCUCAGUGUAGAUUAUGAAUUACAUUAAAAUAGAGCACUUAGAAA
Messenger RNA from Cynoglossus semilaevis (tongue sole), 5365 nucleotides. Its product is annotated as probable serine/threonine-protein kinase kinX. Bases 206 to 4339 code for a protein of 1377 amino acids. The record is from RefSeq and is a predicted model, not a curated record. Lineage: Eukaryota; Metazoa; Chordata; Actinopteri; Pleuronectiformes; Cynoglossidae. The transcript is spliced from 19 exons.